Molecule: messenger RNA, 849 nt
Organism: Penicillium waksmanii
Lineage: Eukaryota; Fungi; Ascomycota; Eurotiomycetes; Eurotiales; Aspergillaceae
Gene: gcy1
Product: putative glycerol dehydrogenase Gcy1
Exons: 3
Coding region: 1-849 (282 amino acids)
Cellular component (GO): cytosol
Molecular function (GO): aldose reductase (NADPH) activity
Source: RefSeq, a predicted model, not a curated record
AUGGCCAACCACACCCAAAAGACCUACACUCUCAACACUGGCGACAAGAUCCCCGCCAUUGGUCUGGGAACCUGGCAAUCCAAGCCCAAUGAGGUCCGUGUUGCUGUUAAGGAUGCCCUUCUGAAGGGUUACCGUCACAUUGAUACCGCCCUGGCCUACGGCAACGAGGCUGAGGUUGGUGCUGGUAUCCGUGACUCCGGUGUGCCCCGCGAGCAGAUCUGGCUCACCACCAAGCUGGACAACACCUGGCACCACUGUGUCGAGGAUGGAAUUGCCUCCUCGCUGAAGGAUCUCGGUGUCGACUACAUUGAUCUCUACCUUGUCCACUGGCCCAGCUCCACCGACCCCGAGGACAAGUCCAAGCACCUCCCCGACUGGAACUUCAUCAAGACCUGGCAAGAGAUGCAGAAGCUCCCUGCCACCGGCAAGGUCCGCAACAUCGGUGUCUCCAACUUUGGCAUCAAGAACCUCGAGAUCCUCCUCAACGACCCUUCCACCAAGAUCGUCCCCGCCCUGGUUGCCUACAACACCUCCAAGGGCAUUCACUCCACCGGUUACUCCUGCCUGGGCUCUACCAACUCUCCUCUGUACAAGGACGCUACCCUCCUCGAGCUCGCUGAGAAGAAGGGCAAGACUCCCCAGCAGGUCCUGCUGGUCUGGGGUAUCCAGAAGGGCUGGAGUGUCAUCCCCAAGUCCGUCAGCAAGUCUCGCAUUGACGGCAACUUCGAGAUUGACGGUCUGACUCUCUCCGAUGAUGAAGUUGCUCAGCUGGAUGGCCUGAAGGACCGCUUCAAGGUCUGCGGCGACGACUGGUUGCCCAUCAAGGUUUUCUUCGGUGAUGACGAGUAA